AUGACUGAAGCUGAAGAUAUUACUAUUGAAUUAAUUUCAUUUGGUCAUUCAUUUGGUGUUCCACAAAAUAUUGAUUUAUUAUAUUCAGUACGUCAUUUCCCAACAACUAAUGUUGAAAACUAUCAACAAUACGAUGGACGACAUAAACGAAUACAAAAUGAAUUAUUAAAUUUGGUGGAAUAUGAUGAUUUAAUAAAAAUGAUUACAGAACAACUAUCAAUUUUCAUUCAUAAUCAAAAGAAAAAUUCAAUAAAACUAGCAGUUGGAUGUGAACAAGGUCAACAUCGAUCAGUCGCUGUUAUUGAACGACUGGCUGAAUUGUUAAAAGUAACUUAUAAUGUCGAAGUAAAUCAUCGAGAUUUACAAAGAACAAGAUAUGAUAAGAAGAAACAAAAAGAAAGAACCCAGAAUAGAGACAAAAAAUAUACUAAUUAUGAUGAAAAUAAUUAA
Adineta steineri is the source of this 450-nucleotide messenger RNA. Lineage: Eukaryota; Metazoa; Rotifera; Eurotatoria; Adinetida; Adinetidae. The record is from the annotation of a GenBank genome assembly.